AUGUGGUCUCCGGCAGACGAGCUUCAAAGAUUCGGUGUCAGGUUGACCGAUCCGACAUUGCUGAUGUGCCAAGGGCUGAUUGAAGGCCGUUGGCAGGAUCCCCCAUCGGGCUCAACCUUUCCCGUCUAUGAGCCUUCCUCUGCCACUGUCCUUCUCAAUUGUCCCAACUUCAGUCGACAGGACCUGCAGCGCUCCAUCCUGAGUGCUGCCGCCGCCCACACGAGCUUUUACGCUUCCACCACGGCCGCCGGUCGCGGAGCACUCCUUAAAAAAUGGAACGAGCUCAUUCUCGCAAACAAGGAAGAUUUGGCAUCGAUUCUGACUUUGGAAAACGGCAAACCAAUAACAGAGGCCAGAACUGAAAUCGAAUACGCGGCAUCCUUUGUGUCCUGGUUCGCCGAAGAGGCCACUCGCUCUUACGGUGACGUGAUCCCCUCCUCCAUCCCCGGCUCCCAGGUCUUCACUGUCAAGGAGCCAAUAGGGGUCUGCGGCAUCAUAACACCUUGGAACUUCCCUGCAGCCAUGAUAACGAGAAAGGUCGCACCCGCUCUUGCGGCGGGCUGCUCUGUCGUGAUCAAGCCCCCCAGUGAGGCUCCCUUUACGGCGCUGGCGCUGGCAAAGCUUGCGUGCAGGGCCGGGGUGCCGGGUGCUUGUGUGCAGGUCGUCCCGACUAGAGACCGCGCAGCAGCAUCGGAACUAGCGACCAACCCUGCCAUCAAGAAACUCAGCUUUACGGGCUCUACUGAGGUUGGUAAGCAUUUAAUCUCGCUUGCAUCAAAGACGGUGAAGAAGGUCAGCAUGGAACUUGGAGGCAACGCGGCCUUUAUCGUGUUUGAAGACGCGGACCUGGACCUGGCUGUACAAGGGGCCAUGCAAUCCAAGUUUCGGGCCACGGGUCAGACCUGUGUAUGCUCUAACCGCAUGUUUGUCCACGCCUCGGUAGUGGACGAGUUUGCCAGGCGUCUAACAGAGCAGGUCAAGCAACUCAAACUAGGACCUGGCCAUGAAGACGGAGUCACACAGGGGCCUCUGGUCAAUAGGUCGUCAGUGGAAAAGGUUGCUUGGCAUGUCCAGGACGCUUUGAACCUGGGAGGGGAGCUGGUGUUUGGUGGCAAGCGCCCCACGCAUCUGGCAUCUGGCUUUUACUUUGAGCCAACUAUAAUCAAGAAAGCAUCGAGCGACAUGGCUGUAGCUCGCGAGGAGACUUUUGGUCCUCUGGCGGCAAUAUUCAGCUUCAAUGACGAGAAGGAGGUUGUCCGGCUCGCGAACAGCACCCCAUUCGGCCUGGCUAGUUACUUCUUCUCGCGCGACCUGAAUCGCGUCCUCCGCGUGGCCAAGGCGCUGGAGGUGGGUAUGAUUGGUGUUAACACGGGUAUCAUCAGCACAGCUGAGACCCCAUUUGGUGGGAUCAAGGAAAGCGGAUAUGGAAGAGAAGGGAGCAAGUACGGGCUUGCUGAGUAUCAGGUUCUCAAGUCCGUUACAGUCGGCUCUUUGAAACACUAG
Messenger RNA from Clonostachys solani, 1503 nucleotides. The record is from the annotation of a GenBank genome assembly. Lineage: Eukaryota; Fungi; Ascomycota; Sordariomycetes; Hypocreales; Bionectriaceae.